CUUGCUCUUCCUCACUCUCAUCAUCAUCCUCUUCCACCACUAACACACUCUCUCAAGAUGCUCUCAAGAACUAAGAGCAUCUUCCAUUUAGAGGAAGAAGAAGAACAACAACAAGAACAAGGUGAUGAUCAAGCCAUUAGAGAAGUGCAAGAAGGCCUUGUUGGUCUUCGUAUUCUUAUACAACAUCAAGGCCGGAAAGUACCGAAAAACAUCGUCAUCAAACCGACAAAGUUCUCAACUGAUUUAGGCUUCCUCAAGGCUUGCUUCUUUUGCAAAAAAGAGUUGAGUCUCCAAAAGGAUGUCUACAUGUAUAAAGGUGACCAGGGAUUUUGUAGUGUUGAGUGUAGGUAUAAACAGAUGGUAGUUGAUGAGAAGAUAGAGUUUGAAGAAGCUACAAAGGAAAGGUUGAAGAUGGCUAAAAGCCAUCAUCAUCAUCAUCAUCAUCAUAACCAUCAUCAUCAUCAUCAUCAUCAUGUUCAUCAUGGUAUUGCUAAGAUGAGAGAAUCUGCAGAUGGUAGGAGGAGAAGAAGAGUUUUAGCCAGUGCUGCUUGUUAGCUUUAGAUUCAAGGACAUGAAACUAUAUAUAUUGUUUAUAUGUUAAGUGUGUGGUUUUUUAUGUUUGUUUGUUUUGGAAAAACUUGGCAAGUGUAAUAAUAUAUAUAUAUAUAUAUAUAAGUAGGGAGAGAAACAUGAGAAAAACAUGUGUAUUAGUUGAAGCUUUUGUUGUUGGUAAUUGAAGCUUUGUUUGUUUUGUUUAUUUAUUUA
Molecule: messenger RNA, 765 nt
Organism: Dioscorea cayenensis subsp. rotundata (Guinea yam)
Lineage: Eukaryota; Viridiplantae; Streptophyta; Magnoliopsida; Dioscoreales; Dioscoreaceae
Product: FCS-Like Zinc finger 5-like
Exons: 2
Coding region: 58-555 (165 amino acids)
Source: RefSeq, a predicted model, not a curated record